Molecule: messenger RNA, 1935 nt
Organism: Hypoxylon trugodes
Lineage: Eukaryota; Fungi; Ascomycota; Sordariomycetes; Xylariales; Hypoxylaceae
Exons: 5
Coding region: 209-1747 (512 amino acids)
Biological process (GO): endoplasmic reticulum to Golgi vesicle-mediated transport; Golgi localization; retrograde vesicle-mediated transport, Golgi to endoplasmic reticulum
Cellular component (GO): cytosol; COPI vesicle coat
Source: RefSeq, a predicted model, not a curated record
AGUUUAAACAUGUGGCUUGACAGGGGACACCGUUCUUGUGGAUCCUAUUGAAGCACCACAUUUUCUUAGGUGAAUUGGCUUGAUCGUAGGACAGCAGCUAGCCUCAUUACAAUAUACAAUUCUAAUCGGUGGGACAAUUUGAUUUCCCAUACAACACAUCUUUGAACCCACCGAAUCUUCACGACCAUAUAGGUCCAAUACAUACAAGAUGGUUGUCCUAGCUGCUUCCAUCUGUACUCGAGGCGGCAAAGCUGUCCUCUCGAGGCAGUUUCGUGAGAUGCCCAGAUCGCGAAUCGAAGCCCUCCUAGCGUCCUUCCCAAAGCUUGCCGAUUCCGGUACUCAACACACCACCGUCGAGCAAGACAAUGUUCGCUUCGUCUAUCAACCCCUUGACGAACUCUACAUGGUCCUCAUUACCAACCGCCAAUCCAACAUCCUGCAAGACAUUGACUCCCUCCACCUCUUCGCACAAGUGGUUACUAGCACAUGUAGAAGCUUGGACGAACGUGAAAUAGUAAAGAAUGCCUACGAAUUACUCAGCGCCUUCGAUGAACUGGUUUCACUUGGCUACCGGGAAAACCUCACAAUUAGCCAGAUCAAAACUUUCUUAGAAAUGGAAAGCCAUGAGGAACGCAUCCAAGAAAUCAUUGCACGAAACAAGGAACUAGAGGCAACCGAGGAGCGCAAACGAAAGGCCAAGCAACUCGAAUUACAACGAAAGGAGUCCGCGAGAAGUGGCCGUCCUGGUGCGCCACGAACACCCGUCUAUCCGACUUACACACCACCUACUCGACCGACACCUGCGGAUACGUACGAUACUUACGAAGCCGAGAAGAACAAGUCGCAUAAGACAACUGUGAUGAAGGGUAAGGGAAUGCAGCUAGGCAAGAAAUCGAAGACUACAGAUAUGUUCGAGCGUGUCCGAGGAGAUAUGGGAGCCGAAGUCGAAGAAACACCUCUCGUAUCCACCGCUCCCACCCCAGCUGCCGAACCUGCUGCUCCACGAAUUUCUUCCACUCUCGACCGCGAUGCGAUCCACAUCACUAUCAACGAAGCUAUUACCGCGAAAUUAUCUAGGGAAGGUUCGCUCAACUCUCUAGCCGUCAGCGGUGAUCUUAGCCUCAGAAUCUCGGAUCCCAGCUUGACAAAAGUUAAGCUUCACCUCGCAGCGAAUGCCUCCCACGGUGCCCAAUUCCGUACUCACCCCAACGUCGAUCGUGGCCUUUUCACAAGCUCCAAGACUAUCCAGAUGAGCAAUGUUGCUCGUGGUUUCCCUGUUAACAAUGCUGUUGGUGUCCUAAGAUGGCGAGCUACUCCGAAAACCGAUGACACGAGCGCCCUACCCAUUAGCUUCACUGUCUGGGUAAACAAGGGCUCGGAGGGUAACUUCACGAUAACUGUCGAGUAUGAACUUACCGGAGGCGACACGCUCAAAGAUGUUUCGGUAGUCAUCCCAUAUGCUACCAGCGAGCCGUCUGUAUCUAGCUUCGAUGCUACCUACGAAGUAACAGGAGAUAGUCUCGAAUGGACUAUCGGAACUGUCAGUGAUGAUAACGCGAAUGGCUCAUUUGAAUUUGAUGCCCAAGCAGAUGAUGAAAACGAAUUCUUCCCCAUGCAAGUACGAUUCUCAAAGACCACACCCUUUAUCGAUGUUGACGUCUCAUCGGUGGUUUUAGUAGAGGAAAAUGAAGAUGUGACUUUCUCCAAAGACAUUAAGUCGGUCGCUGAUUCUUACUUGGUCGAAUAAAAGGACUUCUACUUGAGAACCGGGAGUUUGUCUAUGUAGCAUGGCGUAAUAGCUGCUAAAAGGGGGUUGAGUGGAUGAUAUAUAGAAUUAUGAUCUCAAAUAGAGCAUUCUAAUGGAUUGUGAAUGAUGACAUCAAUUGUAUUUCCAAUGCAUAAAUAAUCUAUCUAAAUGUAUGAGUUGUCGAAAAA